Musa acuminata AAA Group (dessert banana) is the source of this 2133-nucleotide messenger RNA. RefSeq lists its product as uncharacterized. Lineage: Eukaryota; Viridiplantae; Streptophyta; Magnoliopsida; Zingiberales; Musaceae. The transcript is spliced from 3 exons. The record is from RefSeq and is a predicted model, not a curated record. The coding region runs from base 931 to 1857 and encodes 308 amino acids.
CUAAGAAAAUGUACGCGUCACGCGACCCCUCUGCUCGCCGUUUUGAAAUUUGAACUUGAAAUCCCUUGGGGAGAAGAUGCAACGGCCUAUCUGCUUUGCUAUUGGAUCCAUCUGCGGGCCCCAUGUGACUCAGCCCGACUGCAACCGCAUCACGAGGCGGGUAGGCGAGUGGGUAAUGUUGGACUUUGAAGCAGAUGUUAGGUUCGCGACGUGCACAUAUAUAUACGCACAAUUCUUUUGCCGUCUCUCUACGGGAAUUUAGGGUUCCUUUUUCUCUCUCGCUCUUUCAAGCCGUCUCCGCCAAAGCCAAAUCCAAGAAGAGAAGCCUCGCAUUCCAAUUACAUAUACUUCAGUCGGAUGAUGCAUUGGCGCAGUCCGCAGUUCGCAUCUUCCUCUCUGCCCUCGGCCGCGAUCGUCUUCUGCUUCUUUUGAUGUUGUUUCAUCCUUUGGAAUGGAAGAAGCACCAGCGGCCGCAGCAGCCUCUGUCGAGGUUAGCUCGAAAUCUCGGAGUGCUUGGUUUCUUGAUGUGGAUGACGAUGGGUAGUGGCCGCCCGAUGAGUGAGUGAGUUGUCUUUUGCCUUCUUGUUCUUGCGAUCCCUUUUGUGGAAUCGGGUAGCUUCGUGGAGACUUGCUGGUUUUGACCACCUACCCAAUUAUGUGGCGUCCGCCUUCGUUUGGAGAACACUUUCCUUCCUUUUUCUUUUCCUGCGUGCAAGAAGCCGUAAUGAACCGUCCAGGAUAUGGAUGUGUAUUGCCUGUAUCCAAGAUGUUGAUCAUGUACUUGCAGAUGGACCGAUCGGACACAUCUUGCAGUUGCUCGCAUUGUGUUGGGGGAUCGCGGUUACAGUGCCGUGAAUUGUUUUGGAACUUCAGUCCUCAUCAUACAAAGCAGGAAGAUUUUGGUGGUUCUGCUCUAUCCUACCAGUUAAAAUGCCCAAGGAAAGGAGGUCACGAUCUCUGUCAUUUGAACGGCGAUCCCGUGCAUCACCUUUUCCAUCUACUUCUUCCUCACGUAUCCAAACUGAUUCUGUGGAGUCGGCCAAGGACAUUAAAGAAUGGGAGGAGGUUCGUUGCCCUGUGUGCAUGGAGCACCCCCACAAUGCUGUUCUCCUUCUAUGCUCCUCACAUGACAAUGGUUGCCGUCCGUUCAUGUGUGACACUAGCUAUCGUCACUCUAAUUGUCUGGAUCAGUACCGCAAGGCCUUCUCUGGAUCUAAGUCACUCCAGGAUAAUGGUGAUGCACAACAGCCAGCUAAGCUUUCAUGCCCUCUUUGUCGAGGGCUAGUCACUAGUUGGACAGUCAUAGAGCCAGCUCGCAAAUAUAUGAAUGCUAAGACUCGUAGCUGCUCUAUGGAGUCAUGUGCAUUUAGUGGUGUUUAUGGUGAGCUAAGGAAGCAUGCAAGGAAAGAGCAUCCAUCUGUGCGGCCAUCAGAGGCAGAUCCUGAUCGACAGCAAGACUGGAGAAGGAUGGAGCGACAGCGGGACCUUGGAGACCUGCUCAGCAUGUUUCGUUCAUCAGUUACCAGAGAGGAAGAUGGGUUCUACAUUAAUGAGGAUGAUGAAGAGGCUAAUGGCAGCGUCUUCAUAUUUCCCUCGGUCACUAUGCUUUUGGUAGUGCAUGUGCGUCAAGCUGGAGGUAGCGAUACUGGUCGUUCAUCUCUGCCACAGUCUUCUAGACCAAGAACCUCUCUGCAGGAUUCAUCAAGGGGUCAAAGGGGAAGCAGAGUGAUACUAUGGGGAGAGACCUUAAGCAAUUCAACAUCUGUUGGGAGAACGAGCCAUGGCAAUGGAGCUAUUGGCGAUGGUGGAUCUGAUGAGACAGAUGCAGCUUCUCAACAGAACCAAGAAAGGCAGUGACGGCAGUUCCGGAUGUUGGAUGAUGAUGGUGUAUCUUGAUUCUGGUUUUCCUUUUCACGUUUGAAGCGCAGCUAGUUUCUGUGCACUUGUCAUUGGACUAUGAUCAAGAUGAUAGAUGAUUGUGAUGCAUUGUGAUGUUAAUUCUUUGUGUAGCCUUUGAAUCUCUGAACUGGCUGCUGCAUGCGCACAGCUCAUGGUUAAUCACUGCUGCUUUUACCGCAGCAAGCAACAUUCACAGAUAUUGUAAAGUUGUUCAUAUAAUCCGUUGUUCUGGAA